GAAGAGAAUUUGCUUUUUUUAACGCUCUGAUGAAUCGAUUGGGACUUGGUUCUCAUUGUGCCGUCCAAGAGACUAACAGUCUUUGCUCAACUCGUGCCCAAGACACUUGUGGACACAAAAACCAGCCUCAAGAAUGGAUCAGAGUAACGAAGUGUGGAAAAUUGUUGGUAUAUCUGUGGCAGUGAUUGUCUCAGUGAUACUACUUUUGCUUCUUCUAAGGAGAUACAUGCAGGGCAGGCAGUUUGGGAAGGAAAAUGUUCGAAUGGAUGGAAAAAUCGUUGUGAUUACUGGUUCAAAUACGGGAAUAGGGAAGGAAACAGCCUUGGAAAUGGCCAAGAGAGGAGCUAAAGUAUAUUUGGCAUGCAGAAAUCCUCAGAGAGCUGAAGAUGCUCGUCAGGAAAUUGUUGAAAAGUCCAAUAAUGUAAAUGUGUUCGCUGCAGAACUCGAUCUUGCAUCCAUGGAAUCCAUUAGGAAGUUUGUGGAGAAAUUUAAGUCUCAGGAACAACGUCUGGAUGUUCUGAUAAAUAAUGCUGGACUCUAUUGUCCACUGCAGAGAACUAGAGAUGGGUUUGAGAUGCAAAUUGGGGUAAAUCACUUGGGACAUUUUCUCCUCACGAACUUGCUGCUGGACAUUCUCAAAAGUUCAGCUCCCAGUCGGAUUGUUACAGUUUCUAGUUUGCUGCAUAUGUUUGGUGGGAUUAAAAAGUACGAUCUGAACAGUGAGAAAUCAUAUAGCGCCUAUUCAGCCUAUUGUCAGAGCAAACUGGCUAAUGUCCUCUUUACGAGGGCUCUGGCUAAGAAAUUGGAAGGUACUGGAGUGACUGCGAAUUGUCUCCAUCCGGGUGUUGUCCGAACAGAAUUUGCACGAUAUGAUACUCUAUUGAGUUUCCUGCUGAAACCCUUUAGCUGGAUCUUACUGAGAACCCCCAAAAGUGGAGCUCAAACGUCCAUUACGCUGGCAAUUGAUCCGGACUUGGAAAAGGUAUCCGGGAAAUACUUCAGUGACUGCAGAGAAGCAAGUCCAGGAAGGAAUGCGAGAGAUGACGAGUUAGCUGAAUGGCUUUGGACAGAAAGUGCUCGAUUAGUUGGCAUUGAGGCAGUCCAAUAGGUGAGAAUUCCGUAAGAUUACCACACCAACGUGCAAGUCAUCAUUCAACAUCAACAAUCUGGCAGUAAUUUUGGAGUCAUUAGCUGUGAGUCCAGAAAAUAUUCACACAAAAAAUAACUUAAGUGUUCUUCAAGGCCUCCGAAAUUCUCGUGGACCUUUUUUUGCUGUCCAAAAACUAUGAUUAAUUCAUAUUUCACGUGUCACAAGGCAGCAUUAAAUAGUUCUAAGUGAGAAAAGUAGGAAAAAGAAUUUUCUGCGCACUGAUGAAGAAUCAAUAGAGAUUGAAAUAGAAAGAAAUGAGCUAUUAACCAUUCUUUGUAUUUACCAAAUAAAAUUAAAUUGGAAACUUCCAAAA
Messenger RNA from Phlebotomus papatasi, 1463 nucleotides. Its product is annotated as retinol dehydrogenase 13-like. Bases 134 to 1108 code for a protein of 324 amino acids. The transcript has 3 exons. The record is from RefSeq and is a predicted model, not a curated record. Lineage: Eukaryota; Metazoa; Arthropoda; Insecta; Diptera; Psychodidae.